This is a messenger RNA of Rhopilema esculentum, 2200 nucleotides long. RefSeq lists its product as uncharacterized. NCBI's taxonomy places the organism in Eukaryota, Metazoa, Cnidaria, Scyphozoa, Rhizostomeae, Rhizostomatidae. The record is from RefSeq and is a predicted model, not a curated record.
AAUGCGCAAACAUACAAAUGAAUGAUCAAGCACUGUCUUAGUUAUAUUUGUCACCUCCCAAUGACUACAGUCUUUGAAACAAGAACCCAAACACUGAUACCAGAAGGAGCCUGGCAUUGAAUCGAGAAACAGCUGCUGACCUGUUUAAAAGGCAAUCCUAACUACUUUAGAUUUGUCUUUGCAUUUGCAAUUCUAAUCAGGAUAAGGAGCCAGCAUAUUCAAAAGGAGCUUCUAAACCAGUAACAAAAAUGUUCAGAAUACAAAAAUCUUUGUUGGUACAAUUGACAGUACUUUUCCAAAUCGCUGUUAGUGACAUGUCUCUGGACAAUCAACGCUCAUCGACUUUUGAAAUGAUUCAUAACCCUGGAGAAGAAAUGACGGAGCUGGUCCAGAAACCAUUUCACCUUUGCAGUAUAGAUGCCAAGUGCAAUUUUGUUGUGAAGGACAUCAUAAAAAACACGUUCUAUAUUUGUAAGAAUGAAAGUGAAGUUCCGCAAAACAAGACAAAUUUGAUAAUCUGGAAGAGAAAAAGGAGAUAUUCCUGUUUUGAUUGGCGAUAUGAUUCUGCAAUGGUCAAUGGGAUAUACAGAAUAUCAGAUGAUGACGGAGUUGAAUUCAACGUUUACUGCGAUUUCACAUCAGAACCAAACUCAGUAUGGAAUCUGAUCGAAUCUUUUUCUUUGGGAAAAAACGAAUUGUUCAAAGACAAGCCAUUCAACAUUGAUUUUCCGUACAUGGAAGACUUUCCAAACAGGGACAAUUACAGACUCAGCAAGACAAGGAUCGAGAAAAUCAAGUCAAGAUCAACUCACUGGAGAGCCACAUGCAGCUUCGAUGUUUUUGGUGUUGAUUAUCAAGAUUACAUCAGAUUCAAACUUUCUGCAUUUGAUCCACUUUGCUGUUACAUAAAUGCAUCACCUAAGCUUGUAGAGCUUGUAAACGUCAGAGGGUACAGCGCUACGGAGCAAUUAGUUGAUUUUUGGCAACGUGAGGGAGAACAUCUUCACCUUAAUUCGAACUUGGGUGUUCACUUUCAGCAAGCAAGGAACGGAUCUAUAUAUAGCGAAGAUAAUUUUGGACUCUAUUUAUUCAGAAACGAAGCAUUUAGGUGCACUGCCAAUAGCAGCAGCACCACUCAACAUUGGAUUGGAAUAAAAUACCCAUGACGCUUUCUCUUGUUUUGUGAUACUAUGAUUCAAUCAGAAUAUUUAUGUUAUAAGAUUUAAUACUGCAAAGUUUCAAAAUGGCUCAGAAAGGUGUAGGGUGUCAUAUUAAAGCAUUUUUUACAAAAUAAAGAAACCUCUAAGAAACGUCUUGCACUUGAAACAUUAAUUAUAGAAUUUAUAGAGAGAGUGCUAUUCCUAAGCUUACUUUGUAAUAAUAAAUGAAUCAUUGACAAAAGGCUAGAACCUUCUGAUAUGAUAUAGAAUUUCAACCCCUUUAUUUCCAGUAAGUAAUGGAAGGAGUUAAAAGAAUCUCAAGAAUGUGUGCUUUAUGAGUUAUACAGUCAGAUGCAAAUUUAUAUAUUCUUUUAUCAAUUAAGAAAAAAUUUUAAUGAUUAGGAAUAACAUAGAUUGGAAUUUCGGAGUAAAAUAUAAGCGAUGUGAUCAUCCAAUUAUUCUCUCUCGUAAAGGAUAGAUAAAUUCAGAGUUCCCAAUCUCAUUUUUGCCCCCCCCCUCCCCCCUUAAGAAACUUUCCCUAUUCUUUCAAAAGCGAUUGGAAGUAAAAAGUAUUAAUGUUGGAAAUAGAAGUUGAAAUCGAUGACUGAUCUCUGAUGCCGUUUUCUGCUUUUCAGCUUCUCAAAAUAUUAAAUGUAUAAAAAGGUGAAACUUCUCUAUUUUUUGCCUUGCAUAAAAUAAUUAUUUUCAUCAAUGAGCAAACUUAUGGUUUUUAUGCUUAUUCACCAUUUUUUCACGAAAAUGAACAAAAAGCUUUUGCAAAAUUUUAUCCUUUCAGGGGCCUUUAAGACGAAAAUUAUUGGCAUAUUAUCGUAGCAUAGAAACUUUACGUAACAUUAUUUUAAAUUUUUUAGCAGUAUGCGGAUUUAAAAGGUCUUUGAAUAAGCAAACAAUUUACUGGAUACCUAAAGAGUUUCCUUUUGACUCUCCUCAGAGUACGCUAAUUUUUUUAUUAGAAACAGUUUGUAAGAAACGGUAGGCUCAAUUUUUCGAAAGUUGAGAAACAACCCUGCCCAAAUUUA